CUCCGAGGAGGCCGGUUAAGUCUCUCUGCCUGCUGCAUUGAGCGAGAGUCUACCCGGGAGAGCGACAGAGAGACUCGAGCGCCCGCUGAAGAAACCCGGCAUGGAGAACCAGCUGGAAAAGAGAUAUACUUAUGAAGAUGGGAAAAAGACGGCAGAUUGGCUACUGGCCAACACGAAACACCGGCCCAAGGUGGCCAUCAUCUGCGGCUCAGGCCUCGGCGGGCUAGCGGACCUCCUGAAGGACCAAGUGGUUUUUGAAUAUACCAAGAUCCCCCAAUUCCCUCACAGCACAGUUGCCGGCCAUGCUGGGAAAUUGGUGUUCGGGAACCUCUCUGGGAAACCCACCGUUGUGAUGCAAGGUCGCUUCCACAUGUAUGAGGGUUACCCACUCUGGAAGGUGACCUUCCCGGUACGAGUCUUCAGUCUCCUCGGUGUUGAGACCCUUAUUGUCACCAAUGCAGCUGGGGGGCUCAACCCAGAGUACAAAGUUGGGGACAUCAUGGUGAUUCGCGACCACAUCAACAUGCCGGGGUUUGCUGGAGUGAACCCUCUAGUGGGACCUAAUGAUGAAAGGUUCGGGGCCCGUUUCCCAGCUAUGUCGGAUGCCUACGACCGGGACCUGCGGAAACUGGCGCACACGGUGGCCAGUGAGAUGGGCUGUUCGGGGAGCUUGCGCGAGGGGGUUUAUUGUUCGUUAGGUGGCCCCAACUACGAGACCAUCGCCGAAUGCCGCUUCCUGCAGCGAUUGGGCGCUGAUUCAGUGGGCAUGAGCACGGUCCCUGAGGUGAUCGUGGCCCGCCAUUGUGGCAUGCGCGUCUUCGGCUUCUCCCUCAUCACCAACAAAGCCGUCUUGGACUACGAGACGAAGGAGAAGGCCAACCACGCCGAGGUGCUGGAGACCAGCCGCCAGAGCGCCCGCGUCCUCGAGAAGCUGGUCUCCCUGAUGGUGCAGCGCAUCGAAAGGAAUAACAACGUGGCCUAGCGACGGGGCUGUUCCGAGUGACCAGCGAGUCUCUCGCCGGCGGGCAAAGGUUUUCACACACCUGGAGGUGAAGAUGCAGCUGACUCAAGUCCUUCGCCUCUUCCCCUCCAAGUCCCACAUUUCCAGAUUAAAUCCUACUACUGAGUUUUCUGCCAUAUCGAAUAUUUCCCCAAACUUCCAUUCUGCUCUCCUCUGUUUCUUUGUUCACCCUCCACCUUCCAAUAUAGUGUUUCUCUGUCUCUCUGUCCGUCGGUUGGAUGCCCUCUCUCCCUCUCUGUUUCAGAAUCUUGUUUCUGGAUGUAGCUGCUGUUUCUGCUUCUCCUUUGGGGUCGCCAGUAACCUAUUCCAGGGCACCUGAGGGUUUGCCCUUCCAAACAGUUGUAAUCACAGGGAUCUCUCGCAAUUUAAUUGUUUCCUGUUCUUCAGUUUUCUGAAGGUCAGAUGUGUUGAAAAUGUCCUCCCAAAAUGCUGUUCGAAAUUGUUGUCGUCACCCGGUCGGGUCUGGCCAAUGAGUUCUUCUCUUGUCCCUGGUCUGUUCCCGCAGGUUGGGCCUCGGUCGCAUGGAUGCUAUAAUGUCUGCCUGUCUUUGGAGUAUCCUUUGUGUAUCCUUGGAGUAUCCUCCCCCUAAUACACCCCAUCUUCUUUGCACCCCCAGUUUUUUGCUUCUGGUCUUUGAAGUCAUCUCCGUUUCUCUUUCGUUGAGGUCUCCAUAUCGGCCCCCUCUUUCCAGUUGUCUCUCUUCUCCUGUCUGUCUUUCUGUUCCCUUUCAUUUUUGGGGAGGAUCGUGGACAGGAAGUGAAGGGACGGCUUUUUCUCAGAACACCACGAAGCUUGAGAGGUCUGUCCUGGUCCCACAGCACCUCUUCCUGAAGCAGUGAGUUCCUUAGAUGCUGGUUUCACCUUCAUGCCAUCAGUCACAAAGGCCUUAUUCUCACAAACAACGGUUGCAGAUCGUUUCUGGACUGGGCCAUUUCAGACUGCUCUUGACUGAAUGCCCAAAAGCAAACAAACGAACAAAAAAACCUCCGCAAACAGGAAACUAGCACGUCAGAGAUUCAACCCUGUUCUGCUAGUUUUCUAGGUUCAGGGAUUUUUUUACGGAGUACUAUCCAGUUCAGUCUGACUCGCAGUCUGGUGCAUUCCAGAUGCUUUUCAUCUCUCCUGCUGUUCAUAUGAAGGACUAAUUUUCCUGGGAUCUAUUGUUUGGUCCAUUCCGUCAGCCUUUUCCUUAAAGAAAGGCAUCUAGCAGGCCUUACAUUCCGUACUUAUCUCUCUGUGAACCAGAGGGGCCACCUUGAAUUUUUCUCUGAAGGUCCUAGAAGGCAUCUUUCCAACAAGGUGGUUCAUGAAGAAUUGGACAAUCGUUUCCUUCCAUAGCGCAUGGGAUAAAGCCAUGGGUUUUGAAUAUCAGUCGGCGACGGACUUUGCGAUUUGGGCCGUUGUGGCCUUCGCAAGGCAUUGAGAGAUGGCCCUUCUUCCAUUUUUAGUCUUGGAACUUGACUAGAAGGUGGUCUCUCUCUUACACAGUUUUGAUGAGGGAGUUAACCGUAGUUUCCCGUUGGCAGGAACAAAUGUUCUGAUGUUGACAGUUGGGAGUUCUGGCUCUUUGGCCCCUUCCGCACAUGCAGAUAAUGCACAUUCAGUCCACUUUCCCAGUUGUUUGAAAGUGGAUUUUGCUGUUCUGUGCUGUAAAAUCUACCAUGAAAGUGGAUUGAAAAUGUGCGGAAGGGGCCAUAGUGGAGUUCUAAGUGAGAGUCUUUGGAUAUAUGUCCCUGGGGGGGGCAGGCUGUAUGUCUCUUUUUCGUCUCUCCUUCCAGUUUCUAACGGAAGCGGAAUGUCAUGGCUGCUGUUACUGUUAUUUCAGGGAUAUUGUGGUUGUUAGCCAAGAGCUUUUCCAUUCCUCCUUGGUUUCCCCAUACUGUAGGCCCCAACUGUUUUGAGGAAGAGGAGAGUAGAAAGCAGUAGCCGUUGCCAAGACGAUGCUCAUUAAUUUCCAAAAUCACCACAGACAAUGGGGGGAUUGCUCUGAGGUGGAGAAGGAAGGCUGGAAGAACAGCCACAGGAAAACAAUCUUGGGUUAUGUGACCUUCACCAAUAAGCGAAGGUGUGGCCUUCGUCUGCCAACUGACCAGGAAAAUAACCCAGCCGGCCUCCUCUUCUGCUUUUAACAGCCGCUUGAUGGGCUGGAACCAGCAAGCGAAACUUUCCACUGCAUGGAAAAUGUAAGGGUCUCGUGUGCGCCUUGAAGCGCUGUAAACAGCUCAGCUAGUCUGAGAAGUUGGCAACCUAGCCCGGCCAGAAUUGGAAACGUGCGUGGAGACUUUUGCCAUCUGAACAGGGGCCAGAGAAUCCAGCUUUCUGCAGCGUGCACUUACAUUUAGGAAUUAAAAACCAGUCCAGAUAUUUACGUGGAAGGAAAACUUGAUUCAGGAAGACAAUCCUAAAAGGGUGUUGUUUGUUCUUCAAUCUGCUAGUUUCUCAAACGGGCAUACCCAGGAAUGGCUUCUGCCUACUUGAGCUUUCCCUAGCUUCUCUUUCCAACUCUAUCUUGACUUGAACCGGAGAAAAGUCCCCCUAAUCUUGCCAGGGUUGGGUCGUCGACACUGAGGCAUCGGAGAGGGUUAUGGGUGCGAGAGAUGCCACCUGAUGUCAAUUGCUAUGCUAUGAAGUUCUCGGCGGGUUUAGACUAUAUAAAGAGAAGUAUAUAUAUAUAUAUUUUUACAGGAGUGUUAGCAUUCUGCACUUUUUAUUUUAUUUAAAUAAAUGGAGCCCCGGUUUUAAAAAUGAUAAUAUUAAUUAAUAAUAAUAAAACAAGAUGG
Sphaerodactylus townsendi is the source of this 3801-nucleotide messenger RNA. RefSeq names its product purine nucleoside phosphorylase (gene PNP). The record is from RefSeq and is a predicted model, not a curated record. Gene Ontology annotation, biological process: nucleoside metabolic process. The transcript has 6 exons. The coding region runs from base 101 to 982 and encodes 293 amino acids. Lineage: Eukaryota; Metazoa; Chordata; Lepidosauria; Squamata; Sphaerodactylidae. Gene Ontology annotation, molecular function: purine-nucleoside phosphorylase activity. Gene Ontology annotation, cellular component: cytoplasm.